GAAAAAUAAAGUUGUGAAAUAAUAAUCCAAAAACUAUCCAAGUUCGCAAGUUGAAGUCUUUCCCGUGUAACUGGCCCCCAUUCCCAAAUGCCUAGUGACGCAAACCGGCGGUCGGUACAUUAUUGGUUUACGAUAUCAAACGGGCUAUAAAUUGUCUGUUCACACUUAAUGUAUCGCCCUUUUAUUCUUUGCCGUGGGGAGCAGCAGCAGCACAGCUUUAAGGAGAUGUUUCUUUCUUUCUUUCUUGUUUUUUUUUGUUUAACGGUAUCGUCCCAUGGAUCACGACAUUUCCAGGCCAUUGAUAUGACGAUGACGGCCUCCUUUUAUUCUCCCGGCAUUUUAUUUUUGGGCCGCCGAAGGCCCCAAAGGUGUCUCUUGUGUGUUUGUGCUCUUUACCCCCCGCCACUUUAAAAAGGUAGAAAUCGGUUAGUUCUUUUUUAUUUUUUCUAUCGGGAUUCACGCGUGGGUGGAUGGAGGAGAAAACUCUUCUCCUCCCACUCUCCACUCCAUCACGGAGAAUACAUUUUCAAGAAAAAGAACGUGAUAGCAGCAGAGGCAGAGGCAGCAGCAGCCAGUUCGUUCGUGUAGAGUAGUGACGGCUGCUUUUCUGCUGUCGUGGCUCCAGCCGAUCGACUCUCAGACUCCGCCCACUCUCCCUCGUUUUUCUUAUCAACUCCGCCCGCUCUAUGCAUUUUUAUUUCCAUGUAUUUUUUCUCUCUCUCUCUCUCUCACUCACACACACACUGACAAGGACUGUGUGGCUCACAGCUACUACUAGAACGCCGCGUGUUGUGUAUAUUUCUGUUUUGUUUUUGUGUGUGUGAGGGGGUAUCUCUUUUUUCUUUGGUGUAUUUUUCGCUCAUUCGUCCUGCCAUCGCCGAACCAGAUGGUCGUGUCCCUCGAACUGUGCGCGCAUUUCUGGUGUGUGUGUCUCCUUCUCCUCCCUGUGAAGCGGCAACCACUCUUAGUAGGAAGCUAGGAGGUUGUUGUUGUUGUUGUUGUUGUUGUUGUUGUUGAAGUGAGAUUGUGUUUGGAUUGCGAGUGAAAUUGCUGUUUGUUUGAUAUGGGACUGUUGAGGACGAUGACGGUCCUAAGGGUCCAUCCGGCCAGUCCGCCUCAUCACGACAGUUCAUCCGGAUCGUGGAACAAGCGGAUGAGACACCUCAGCAGUCCGGUUCUUUACUUGACAGCCCUUUUAGCGAAGGCGAGGAGGAAGGAGAAGGCGGAUGUGGCCGGCGUGACUGGUGGGUCUAACGCCGGCCUGGGCGGCGGCGGUUUGGGACUGUCCGGCACGGUCUCGCUGCCCGGUGGCGGCGUCGGAGGCGUCGGCAACGGACCUUCGACGCUGGUUGGCGGUUUGGUGACCCACGCUGGCGCUCACGGCCAGUACGGCGAUGCCGAGCACAAGCUCUACCUCGAGUCGACCGUGCUCGAACGCAAAGUGCCGGAAGCGGAUCUCCGCCAGUUGAUCGAUCUCCCACCUGGACUCGAUCUCAACGAAUGGCUCGCCUCUCACACGAUAGCGUUUUUUGAACACGUCAACCUUCUCUACGGCUCCGUUUCAGAGUAUUGCACGCCUACCAGCUGUCCCGACAUGCUCGGCCCCGGUCAAAGACAGUAUACGUGGAUUGACGAACGAGGUAAGAAGAUCCGACUGUCGGCGCCGCAGUACAUCGACUACGUCAUGACGUACGCCCAGCGAACCGUCAACGACGAAGGCAUCUUCCCUACCAAAUUCGCUCACGAAUUUCCGGCGACGUACGAAACGGUUUUGAGGAAGAUUCAGCGUUUGCUGUUCCACGUCGUGGCCCACCUGUACCAUCGGCACUUUCGCGAGCUGCUCCUGCUCGGAUUGCACAGUCACCUGCACGGCCUCUUUGCCCAUCUGAUAUUAUUCAACAGCCGGUUCCGCCUUAUCGACGACAAGGAGACGGAGAUCCUCAAUGACUUGGUCAUCGCCUUACGACUACAAACCACCGACGAUGAAGUUAAAGGCGCAACGCCUACACCGCCGGUGGCCAGCAGCCGAUCCAGUCAGCCGAGUCCGCAACCGGAUUCGGCCAAUGCGUCCGGGUCGGACCCGACGACAUCUACGGAUGGUCACCUAGACGAGUGCGGCCAUCACAUCAUUCGUAGCGGAUCGGGUCACGAUCCGCCAAUUCACCUAGGCACUUUGUCACCGGAAGUAGUUUCCUCUGUAGAAUCCCGUUAAAAGAAGACAAGAAAAUGAUGUAUUUUGCGAGGUGCAGAAAGAAAGAAGACGACGACGGCAACAACAAGAAGAAAAGAAGAAAAAAACCUUUUGAUGAUCCUUUUUUUGAAAAUCCUUUUCGAACGAAGGAUCUUUAGUCAUCCGUUGCAUCCUUACAGAAGAAAAAAAAAAUUCUCUCUCUCCCUCUCUCUAUCUUUAUAUUACUUCAAUCCCUGACUUGGAGUGUGCGAAUUAUGUAUCCGCCGCCAUUUUUGAUUUUCCGUUUCUAAAGGCGGAAAAAAAAUUUAUCGUGAAAAAAAAAAAGUGGAGAAAAAAGAGAACCGCACGUUUUAGAUUUCGGUUUUCGUAUUAUUAAUUAUUAUUUCUCUUCUUUUAAAAAAUUGAAAAAAAAAGAAAA
Molecule: messenger RNA, 2609 nt
Organism: Daphnia pulex (common water flea)
Lineage: Eukaryota; Metazoa; Arthropoda; Branchiopoda; Diplostraca; Daphniidae
Gene: Mob2
Product: MOB kinase activator-like 2
Exons: 7
Coding region: 1064-2212 (382 amino acids)
Biological process (GO): positive regulation of protein phosphorylation; signal transduction
Cellular component (GO): nucleus; cytoplasm
Molecular function (GO): protein kinase activator activity
Source: RefSeq, a predicted model, not a curated record